This is a messenger RNA of Dermacentor andersoni, 1074 nucleotides long. RefSeq lists its product as uncharacterized. The record is from RefSeq and is a predicted model, not a curated record. Gene Ontology annotation, molecular function: catalytic activity. NCBI's taxonomy places the organism in Eukaryota, Metazoa, Arthropoda, Arachnida, Ixodida, Ixodidae.
AUGGCGCGAGAGGGUUGCGUGUUGGCGGCUGUUAUGGAUCCGUACACGCAGCGGGGUCAGCUCCCGAAGCUUCCGCCGCACUACCAGGCGUACGCGGCGGCCGACGGCCCGCUGUGUGCGAUCGUCACGCGCCGGCCACCUUUCGACGUGUUCCCGACACACGUGUCGAGACUGGUGGUCGCGGUGGAAUGCUCGUCGCGCGAAUUCGCGAUUACGGUCGUGGCCGCGUACGCGCCGCCCCACAGGACGAUGGACGACGUCUUUGAACACCUAGCUCACGCCAUUGACAGAAGUCGCACGCCAGACAUUCUGGUCAUGGGUGACUUCAACGCGCACAGCGUCCUGUGGGGCCCUCGCGAGGGAGACGACAGGGGCACUCGGCUGAUAGAGUUUGCGGCGGCUGCGGGACUGGUGGUCCUUAACGACGCGUCCUCGCCCCCGACGUACGUCACCAAAUACGUCGAUAGUUGGAUUGACGUAACCCUCGCGUCGCCGACGCUCGUGCGGCGCGGCUGCAUAUGGCGCGUUUCCGAACAGGAGACGUUCUCGGAGCACCGACGCUUGGAAAUCGCCGUCCACACUGGCGCAUGCGCGACUGGCAGGCGCCUCACCAACUACGGUAGGCGUAAGUGGUUGGAGGCAGUCCGCAACUCGCGAUGGUUCGCGAGCGCGGGAGGCGCGGACAUCGCCUCGCCGGCCGCCCAGGACGCGGUCCUGGCGAAGUUUUACAUCGUUAUCGAUCGCGAGCGCGUCAAGCAACUUCGGCCGGCCCGCGAGCGAAGGGGAGCGGGUGGUAAAUCUUGGUGGACGCCCGAGCUGGACGGCCGACGCAGGGCGGUUAACGCGAUGCGGCGCCGUUUUCAGCGGUGUCGCUGCGACCAGCUGCGGGCCCUUUUUCGCAGCGAGUACAGCCGGGCGCUGGCGGAAUACCGCCGAGACGUGGCGCGCGUUAAGGAGGAGGCAGACAAGGAGGUCUGCAACCAGUGCAGCCGGCGGUCGCUUUUUCAAGCCCCCUUCCGUUUGGCUUUCGGGGCCGCCCGGUCGCAUGUCACGCUGCCUCCGCUGACGAGGUAG